Molecule: messenger RNA, 408 nt
Organism: Saimiri boliviensis boliviensis (Bolivian squirrel monkey)
Lineage: Eukaryota; Metazoa; Chordata; Mammalia; Primates; Cebidae
Source: RefSeq, a predicted model, not a curated record
AUGUCUGGAAAGCUGUGGUCCAAGGCUAUUUUUGCUGGCUAUAAGCGGGGUCUCCGGAACCAAAGGGAGCACACAGCUCUUCUUAAAAUUGAAGGUGUUUAUGCCCGAGAUGAAACGGAAUUCUAUUGGGGCAAGAGAUGUGCUUAUGUAUACAAAGCAAAGAACGACACAGUGACUCCUGGUGGCAAACCAAACAAAACCAGAGUAACCUGGGGAAAGGUAACUCGGGCCCACGGAGACAGUGGCAUGGUUCGUGCCAAAUUCCGAAGCAACCUUCCUGCUAAGGCCAUUGGACACAGAAUCCGAGUGAUGCUGUACCCUUCAAGGAUUUAGAACUAAUGAAAAGUCAAUAAAUACAUGUGGAUUUGUGCUCUUGUAUUUUUGUUAAGUGGAUUAGAAAACUUACUA